This is a messenger RNA of Tyto alba (common barn owl), 4892 nucleotides long. It is a transcript of the gene EIF1B, whose product is annotated as eukaryotic translation initiation factor 1B. The transcript is spliced from 5 exons. Lineage: Eukaryota; Metazoa; Chordata; Aves; Strigiformes; Tytonidae. Gene Ontology annotation, cellular component: eukaryotic 43S preinitiation complex. Gene Ontology annotation, molecular function: RNA binding; ribosomal small subunit binding; translation initiation factor activity. The record is from RefSeq and is a predicted model, not a curated record. Gene Ontology annotation, biological process: translational initiation. The coding region runs from base 216 to 557 and encodes 113 amino acids.
CGCGGCCAAGGCGAGCCGCCAUUUUAUGAGGCAAACCGGCGGGCGCUGCCCGUUAGCGACUCGCCUCCCUCCCUCCGCUUUUGUUACCCCUCCCCUCGCUUCCUCCCCUCCCUCCCCUCCCCGCCCCCGCUGGCACUGCGGAGACGGAGACGUGACCCGAGCGGACCCAGCCGCGGCCUUUUCCCCGCUGCUUCAGCCUCUCGCCGCAGAGUCGCAUGUCAUCUAUCCAGAACCUCCAAUCCUUCGACCCCUUUGCUGAUGCAACAAAGGGUGACGACUUACUCCCGGCAGGGACUGAGGAUUACAUUCAUAUAAGGAUCCAGCAACGAAACGGAAGAAAGACACUAACAACUGUUCAGGGAAUUGCAGAUGAUUAUGACAAGAAGAAACUUGUGAAAGCUUUCAAAAAGAAAUUUGCUUGUAAUGGUACUGUGAUUGAACAUCCCGAAUACGGUGAAGUUAUCCAGCUUCAAGGUGACCAGAGGAAGAACAUUUGCCAAUUCCUCUUGGAGAUUGGCAUUGUCAAGGAAGAACAACUGAAAGUUCAUGGUUUCUAAAAUACCUGUACUCUCAUGAAGAACCCUGCAGUAUUUGGUCUUACCUAGCCUGGCUCUUCUGUGAAAAAUGAAUCUUUGCAGUGAAUGGACUUCCCUGUUACCUGAACAUUUAAAAUUUGAUUCAGAUUUGCAUGUCUGCGUGAAACAUGUGGUGUGUAGACUAGAAACACAUAAGAAAAUUUCAGUAAGGUGGUAAUGAAGACACUUGUGAACCUUAACACAUUUCCAAUGGAAAUGUUUUAGCGGUCGUUGUUCAGUUUAGUACUCUCCACUUGACCUAAAUAUGUGGGUUGUAUUAAAAUAGUGUGUGCUGUUGCUUAAGAAUAAAAGUUUAUUCACAUAUUUUCUGGGAUAUCUGAAAUGCUUUAGCUUAAGUUUUAAACUGGCACAGCAGCCUUAUUAAGAAUGGCUAGAUUGUUUUGUGGCAAGUGUAGCUUACUGCUGAUUGAAUAAAUUGAAAAAUCUACACGAUGAAGUAUUAGCUAAUUAAGCAGUAGAUUAGCUUGAUGUGAUCUCAUACUGUAGCUGUAAGGCUAGAGCUUUGAAGUCUUUUGUGUAGGUGUAUUUUAGUAGCAGCAUCAUAAGACAUAAAAUUGUUUGCUGAGUGACUGGAUCUUCUCUAAAAUUUACUGCAGUAACUAUAAAAUAUUAGCGUUAAGCAUAGUAGGACUAAAAUAAGCUGAACUCCUCAAGGCUGCCAUUACAGAGAACAUGCUAAACAUCUAGGUCUUACAUAGUCCUCCCGAAACAUUUGAAGGAAGUGCAUGGGAUUUUGUAUCUCUUCUGUCACUGAGUGAAGGGAAAAGACAUUGAGUUGGCUUCUGCCAUGACUGUGCAUUUAAUGUUGGCGAGCAGAGUGCUUUAAUUAGCUGGUAGUGUUAGCUGCAAAAGUGAGGAUGGGAACAGGCUCUACACUAAGCUUUUUUUUAUUCCUCGUAUAGAAAGUUUUGCUGUGAUUAACAAUUAAUAUGGAGGGGUUUGUAGUGGGUUUUGGGUAUUACUACAGAAAGCUGAUUUAGUCUGCUUUUCUAGUAGGCAAUUCAUUCAGUGUUAUCUGAAGUUAUAAUAGGUUUGUUCCACUGUGCUUUUCAUCUAGUAUUAGUUAGCUGUAGACAUUUGGUAUUCUGCUUUUAAGACAUGUCUCUUUUCAGAAUGAAAUGGCUUUGUUUGGUGAAACAUGCAGAUCUUAUCUUCCUUGUGAUAUAGAUGUAGAAAUUUUCUCUGAAACAGUUUAAAACAUGCUGAGUUGGGAAACCAUAAGAAUUGUGGUAAAUGUUAAAAAAAAAUUCUGGUAAUAUCAGGUAUUGUCUGGAAAGGAAGAAAGAGACAUUUCUUUGCUGCUGAGACUUACUAAUAACUUAUUCAGAAAAAAAAAAAAUCUGACUACCGAAGUAAACAUUGAGAAUGGCCAAAACUGUAUUACUUACUGUCACCUGUGCCUAUACUUAGUUUCCUGUUCAGACUUGCCUUUUUAAACGGAAAUGCUCAAUUUUAACUCACUUGAAUGUUUUUUGGUUUGGGUUUGGUUUUUUUUUUUUGGACUUCUGAAUUCAGAUAUGAACCUUUAUGGCACUAGCAACAAUUAGGGGAGCACCCGAGAGCAUUCAUAUGACAACUUCUUUCUCUCUCUGGUCUAGAGAAUUCCACCUGUAAGAAUCCCGUGUCCAGUCUCUCCACAAAUUCUGCCUGGUGUUACAGAUCUUAACUAUUUCAGAGAAUGGCCAUUCCCGAAGACGGGAUACUGUUAAGGUAUAAUGUGUUCAAGAGGAGGAAAUGGGAAUGCCUGCUGCAGAACAUGAAAUACCAGCACACAGAAUGAAAAUCCAAAGAAUAAGUGUUACGCAAGUCUUGCACAUAGCAGAAUAAAAUCCUUGUACUGCAAGUUUACCUAGUCCUGUUUCAUAGAUGCUAAGGUAAUUAAUCCUUUGGAGGGUACAUAGUGAUUUUCAUUUUAUCAGAUGCCAGAAAACCUGACGUUCUCAUUUAAAGCUUGGUCUCCUGCCCAAGAGGAAAAGCAAGCAGUAUUUUCUCCUAUUUCACUGGUAUUACUUGAGUACUACUUGUGGUUCUUGAAUUGGAGAUUAACAAAUGAUUAGCAAGUCUCAUGUGUUACUGAGUCAGUCUUCAUUUCAGAUGGCAUUCCAUUAACUUUUACUACCUAAGCUUGAGUCAUUUCUCCACAGUCAUUCAGCUUGGAAUAAAUAAGUAAAACCUUUGUUUUCUUCCUCCUCAUUUAAAAGUAAUUUCUGAUAGCUAUCAACUGCAAGGUUCCUCCUGUCUUGGGUUUUAUGCUCUUAAUGGAGCUGCUUGUGUUUUGAACUUUGAAGGGCAAAAUUAAAAGGAGAGGCAGUAAGAGGUAGCACAUUUGAAGUUUAAAUAGAUAUUUGUUGUAGCAACAAUCUGAUCUUUCUAGAAGGAAAGCAGAAAUUUUUGUCCUUCAAGUGUUUUUAAAGUAUAACAAUGUCUCGAUAUGUUUGUAACUAGCCUUGUUACAAGCCCAAGUCUCUUUGAAUGUUCUAGAGGAAAGACUUCAACAAUUUCAUGGUUUAUCAUCCUACUGCCAUGAAAACCUGUUUUCACGGCGAAGGCAGGUUUCCAUUUUUCCAUCUAUUCCAAAAUAGGUUAAAAAAUUACUGGCUUAAUGAUAUCUAGGCUUAACCACAAGCUGCAAUUGGACGUAGGAACUGCUGUUUCAAAUUCAUGGCCUUGCUGUGCGCAGUUAUAGUAGACUGUUGUAGCUGACUCUUAGCUGAUACACUGGAGUAAGGUGUUGCAUAAAUAAAUUGAAUUGUCUGUUCAGAGCCUACAUCAGCCUAAUGCAGUUAUGAACAGUGAAGCCAUCACUUCCCAAAUGGUGGUAGCAGACCUUGUUUGUAGGUGGUGAGCUUUAGUAAUUUAAGUCUGUAAGGUGCCUGUUUCCUCUUGCGUGAAUUAUCAGACCCUUGACCAUCACCUGUAGUCUGCUAGAUCUGACCAUGCAUUUCAGGGAUGGGCGUGAAGAGCAAAACUGGGCAGACAAGCAUAAUUUUCUUAAGUGAAAGAAUGUUUGAAAAGAAUAGUGCCUAGAUUGUGUGUGUGUACUGUUCAUUGGUCCAGUGGCUUUGCUUAAACCUUAAUUCCUGCAUCAACGUUCUUGCACAGCCUAAGUGAAAAACAUUUUGUUCUGGAGAAUUUUUUUGGAGAGGGAAGAAGGAACCCCACAAAAAAGCACCUUAGGAAAUAAGUUUAUAUUUUAAGUCUGUUUUCAUUAAUUUACAUACUCUUGGACUGUAAGACCUCUGUACCAUUGUUAUUUUUUUUCCUAAAUGCUAAUUAAAGUUCCUUGAGAGUUUGGCAUUUAAGGUUCUAGAUAUAUCAAAAGCCACUAUAAAACUUAAAAGUGCGAAGAGUUGUUGAAGCUUAAAUUUUAAAUAUUUGAAAAAAUAAUAAUUAAACAGAGGUCUGCAGUUUGUCCUGCACUGCUGUCUUGCUUAUAAUCAGUAUGUAGUUACCCUGAAGAUGUAUACAUAUUUACAGACCUCCCAGUAAGCAGAUAUCCCUGGUGUAAUGCGAUACCCUGGUUGUAGGUCUUGUAAGAUCAUAUCUAACGUACUGCACUGUUACAGGCUGUACUGUAAUUUUACAGUGUGGGACAGAUGUACCUUGAAUUCCAGUCAGCAAUUAUCUUUUCCUUAAUCCACCUGGAAGGCUCUAGUGUACAGGAUCCCUGUGUUAUACCCUUGUUUAAAGUGGCUUGAUAGUUCCUCUUACUAUGUGAAAUUAUGUACAAGGUUGGUAUUUGGCCAGUUAAAGAAUGGGGGAGGCCUUUAGGAGAUGACUUUGGGACACAGUAGGGGUUGCUGUCACUUUUGGUGUGUUCAGUGUUGAUUGGUGUCACUAGGUGUUCCUCUAAUGUGCUUCUGCCACUGGGGAAAUGGAAGUGGUCUUAGAGGGUCAUGUGUAUUUAAGUACUAAGGAUCUGCCUUCCUCCUAAGACUCUCCAUACAUCCAUACUCAGUGUAGUUAGGGAAGUGUCCCCCGUGCAUGGCAACGCGAAUGCUAUUUUCCAUUUGCCAGAUCAAAAGCUCUUGGAAUGAAUAAGGAAAGAACAACAUCAUUGGUUUGUUUGCUGUACAGAUGCUUCAUGCCUACUGUUUUCGGUUUAAAAAAAAAAAAAUCUUAAAAGAGGAUUUGUACUUGGCAUGCCUUUUUAAUGUUUGCUACAUGCCUGUCAUUGAUCUCUAUGAACAAGUCUUAACCUGUAUUGGAGUGUUGCUGGAGAGUUGAGACAACCUUUUGAAAUAAAAUGUACCAAUGUUAUUUUAUGUAUGCUUUUAUAAAACGAAUGGAAUUUUA